AUGGGAACAAUGAAAGAAGGUCUUGAUGAAGGAAAACACAAUAAGUUCUAUGGCUCUUUUGAAUCUUACAAAGACUUAACUGAAUUAAGAAGUAUUUGUAUAGAAGCCACUGAUAUAGACAGUGGUUUAGAAUACUUACCAAUUAGUUUAGUAAAGAGAACUAUGGGAGGAGUUACUCCACAUAUGUCUGCUUUUGAAUGUUUGCCUCAUACUUCUGAAGCUAAAUCCCAUCCAGAAAAAAUGCUAACAGUCAAACCUGAAUAUUUUACUAAUCUUGACAGCAAAGAUAAAUGGAUUAGAGCCUUAAAAAAUAAAUUAGAGGAAAGCAAAAAAGAACUAUCCGAAACUGAUAAAGAAAAAGUAAAGAGAAUUACCCGCUUAGAAAGUAAAAUUCAAGAAUUAGAAAAAGCCAAGACCGCUAUUUCUCAACAAACUCAAACCAGAUUUCAAACCCAAGAUAAAAGCACUCAAACUGAUUUGAACGGAGAAAGAAUACAGCAAUUGCUAGAAUUGGAAGAACAGAUAAAACAAAUACAAUUGCACUCUAAAAACAAUUAUUUAAACUACAUUACUUUUGUUAAUAGACCUCCCUUUAAUAGACUUAAAGAAGGUGAAUACAUUACUGUUAAAACUGAAAUGUUAGUUGGUCAUCCUACUAAUUCUAUAUUUGAUAAUACCGAGAUGAUUACCUUAGGUUAUUUUGGAACAGAUAUUGAUAGUAGUAAAUUCGAGAUAAAAAGAGGUUCUUAUUAUGGGAAGUGGAAUGGAGAAGAAUACGAAACUCAUGAAACCAAAAUAAUCCCUUGUCAGUCAGUUCAAACUUAUCUCAACCAAAACUAUCCCAAAGAUGGAACUUGUUUAAGAAAAGAUGAGGAAGGAAAUAAUCACGAAGACUUUGGCAAAACCAGAGCCGAAAUAACAAAGUUAGAUUUAAGGGAAAAAGGCUUAGAAGGAAACUGA
Messenger RNA from Entrophospora sp. SA101, 960 nucleotides. The record is from the annotation of a GenBank genome assembly. NCBI's taxonomy places the organism in Eukaryota, Fungi, Glomeromycota, Glomeromycetes, Entrophosporales, Entrophosporaceae.